AUGGAAGGGAAACUGGUACAAGCGGUUACGGAGAAGAAGCCCGUCCCUGAGAUAGACUUCACCCUCCAUACGAUGGAAGAUGGCACUCAGGUAUCCACCCAGGAGCGAGUCUGCAAGGAGGUGCAAGCGCCGGCAUUCAACACACCGACGAACGAGCAGUUCUGGUCCAGCGAAGAUCCCACCAAGCCGGACCUAAAGUUCCUCAAACAGCACUUCUUCCGCGAAGGGCGUCUCACAGAGGAGCAGGCACUAUGGAUCAUCAACACCGGUGGCCAGAUCCUCAGGUCGGAGCCGAAUCUGCUCGAGAUGGAUGCUCCUAUCACAGUUUGCGGUGACGUUCACGGGCAGUACUACGAUUUGAUGAAGCUGUUUGAAGUGGGAGGUGACCCCGCAGAGACACGAUAUCUCUUCCUUGGAGACUACGUUGAUAGAGGUUAUUUCAGUAUCGAGUGCGUGUUGUACCUAUGGACUUUAAAAAUAUGGUAUCCCAACAGCCUGUGGUUGUUGCGCGGGAACCAUGAAUGUCGCCAUCUUACGGACUACUUUACCUUCAAGCUGGAAUGUAAACACAAGUACUCUGAGAGAGUCUACGAUGCCUGCACAGAAGCAUUUUGCGCACUGCCUUUGGCUGCAAUCAUGAACAAGCAGUUCCUUUGCAUUCACGGCGGUUUGAGCCCAGAACUGCAUACGCUAGAAGACUUGAAAACGAUUGACCGUUUCAGGGAACCGCCAACGUAUGGACUGAUGUGUGACAUUCUAUGGGCUGAUCCUCUGGAGGACUUUGGCCAGGAAAAGACAGGUGAACAUUUCAUCCACAACAAUGUUCGAGGGUGCUCGUAUUUCUUCUCCUACCACGCCGCCUGUGCGUUCCUGGAGAAGAACAACCUGCUGUCCAUUAUCCGAGCCCACGAGGCCCAAGAUGCGGGAUACAGAAUGUAUCGCAAAACACGAACCACCGGAUUCCCUAGUGUCAUGACCAUCUUCAGUGCCCCCAACUACCUCGAUGUCUACAACAACAAAGCAGCCGUCCUGAAGUAUGAAAACAAUGUCAUGAACAUUCGCCAGUUUAACUGCUCACCCCACCCAUACUGGCUCCCUAACUUCAUGGAUGUGUUUACAUGGUCGCUACCGUUCGUCGGAGAGAAAAUUACAGAUAUGCUCAUUGCCAUUCUUAACACAUGCUCGAAGGAAGAGCUGGAGGAGGAGACGCCGUUAUCAGCAUCUGAGACACCGCCAUCGCCAACUCUUCCGUCAACUGAUCCAGAGAGUAUCGAAUUUAAACGACGUGCCAUCAAAAACAAAAUCCUUGCCAUUGGUCGUCUGUCUCGCGUGUUCCAAGUGCUACGAGAAGAAUCCGAGCGGGUCACGGAACUCAAGACUGCUACUGGUGGACGCUUACCUGCAGGAACCCUUAUGCUGGGUGCCGAGGGUAUCAAACAGGCCAUUCAUAACUUUGAGGAUGCCCGAAAAGUCGAUUUGCAGAACGAACGACUACCCCCAACCCACGAAGAGGUCACCAAGCGUGUCGAAGAGGAUCGAAGGCAGGCCUUGGAACGUGCCGCCCGCGAGGCGGAGAACGACACACAUCUUACAAAUGUAGCUCGGAGAAUUAGCAUGUCGUCUGGAUCUGGCAGACCACGCAAACGGGAAACAUAA
Molecule: messenger RNA, 1656 nt
Organism: Arthroderma uncinatum
Lineage: Eukaryota; Fungi; Ascomycota; Eurotiomycetes; Onygenales; Arthrodermataceae
Product: serine/threonine protein phosphatase 2B
Exons: 5
Coding region: 1-1656 (551 amino acids)
Biological process (GO): calcineurin-mediated signaling; fungal-type cell wall organization
Cellular component (GO): calcineurin complex; cytoplasm
Molecular function (GO): calmodulin binding; calmodulin-dependent protein phosphatase activity
Source: RefSeq, a predicted model, not a curated record